AAAAUCUAAACAAAGCGUUACUUCCUGUUAAAAAACGCACGUUGGCAGUUCAGGUUGUGCACAGCUAUUUCAUGCGACAGCUUUUGUUGAAGAUGGCCUCGCCCUUGUCUCCCCGGCUAUUCAGCUUAAUGAAAGCUCGGCGACCAAGCUGACACCAUCCUCAUACAGCUGCGGAAUCAGAUCAACCUCCUCAAGGCAGCUGCAGUGUCCCAGUCAUGCAAAGGAGAGGAAGAUAUCCUGAGAGAACAAAAUGAGAAGUUGAAAAAUGAAAUAAAUCAGAUCAAGACCCAGCUUGUCAUGGCAGAAAUAAGAAAUGGAGUGAGACAAGUUGCCCUCCCCCCAAAGAGAGCAAUGUCAACAAGUGCAGGGGAGGGUAAUAGUGCCCCACCCCCAUCAGCAACCCCUGCUGCUGAACCAGCAUCUGCCCCUGCCCCUGGCCCAGCAAAGGUGAAGAAGGGUGAGAAACUAGAGAAGAAGAAACCAGAAAAGAAAGAAGGUGAGGCUAAGGGGAAGAAGGGGAAGGGAGCAGCUGAAACAGAGCCUGAGAAGAUGGACGUCUCAAGACUGGACCUGAGAGUUGGCAAGAUCCUGUCUGCUGAGAAGCACCCUGACGCAGACUCUCUUUACGUGGAGGAUGUGGAUGUGGGCGAGGAAAAGACCCGGACUGUGGUGUCUGGCCUUGUCAAGCAUAUUCCCCUAGAACAGAUGCAGAAUCGUAUCGCUGUGUUCAUGUGCAAUCUGAAGCCGGCCAAGAUGCGGGGGGUCCUGUCGCAAGGGAUGAUCAUGUGUGCCAGUUCUGCAGACAAGGUGGAGAUCCUGGAGCCACCCCCCGGAGUGCAGCCAGGGGACAGGGUCACCUUUGAAGGCUAUCCUGGUGACCCAGAUGCCCAGCUGAACCCCAAAAAGAAAAUUUGGGAGACGCUGAAACCAGACAUCCGCACUGACAACAACAAAGUAGCCAACUAUAAGGGUGCACCUUUUAAAAUCGAGGGCAAGGGAAUCGUCAAGGCUCCAACGCUAGCUGAUGCCCAGAUAUCUUAAAUGGAUAUUUUCAAACAGAUAAGCUGAACAUUAAAUGGUUUCAUUUGUACAGAUUGACAAGACUGGGAACAGUUCUGGUGACAAUAUGCUCCCUAUGUGUUCGACUCAAUUGUAAAUAAAAUAUCAGAUUAUG
This is a messenger RNA of Haliotis rubra (blacklip abalone), 1174 nucleotides long. Its product is annotated as aminoacyl tRNA synthase complex-interacting multifunctional protein 1-like. NCBI's taxonomy places the organism in Eukaryota, Metazoa, Mollusca, Gastropoda, Lepetellida, Haliotidae. Gene Ontology annotation, molecular function: tRNA binding. The transcript is spliced from 7 exons. The record is from RefSeq and is a predicted model, not a curated record. Bases 298 to 1041 code for a protein of 247 amino acids.